Molecule: messenger RNA, 2524 nt
Organism: Porites evermanni
Lineage: Eukaryota; Metazoa; Cnidaria; Anthozoa; Scleractinia; Poritidae
Source: the annotation of a GenBank genome assembly
CUGAGUAUCAACUGAGUACAGAGACAGAGAUUGAAGGAAGAGUGUAUUUGUCCGCAAGGAGAUUUCAAACUUUUUCUUCAAGAUGUUCGGAUGGUGUGGAUAUGGUAGUUCUCAAGACAACAGAGAGUUCAACGUUGUGAUCUACGAGAAUGAUUACAAAGAACUAUGUGCGUGGGUGCUGAGAAAACCACACAUUGAAACAGGCGGUGAUCUCUUUGGUUUAUGGGCUAACAAAUACACUGCUGUCAUCCAACUUGUUCUUGGUCCCGGUAAAGGGUGCAGAAGAACUUCAACCUCUUUCUACCAAGAUGUGAACUACUUGGAAAAAGUCGGCACGCAUCUGACACAGAAGGAAGGCAUUUGCCAUAUUGGCGAAUGGCACUCACAUCACCAACUUGGCCUUGCGCGACCAAGCGGGGGAGAUGAAAACACUGUGUGGAACAACAUGCCAACCUACAACCUGACGAGGUUCGUGAUAUUCAUUGCGAACAUAGACCACUGUGGGCAGUCAUACAGCGUCAAUGUUGGUUGCUUUCUGUUUGAGAUCGAUAGCAAUGGAAAACAGCUUCCUGUGCUGCGAGGAAAGUUCAAGAUUCUAAACCAAGAAAGCCCUUUUUUUGGAAAAUCGGAAGUAAUUAAGUUUAAACAAAAAGGAGAAGAAAGCACGAAAGGGGAUGAGUUCAACGUCGGUAUCACAGAUCUAACUCCAACAGAUGGAACGUUUUCCAUUCACAUAAAACAGAAGAAGAGAGUUGGGCAAGGGAACGAACAUGCGCAGAGUAAUCAACCACAAAAGAAGAAACAUAGGACCGAUCCGCAAACCACACAACCGACGACUGCACAAAACCAGGCGGGCAAGCGAAAGAACUCAGAAGCUUCAAGCGUCCCAGGGAAAAAUAACCUUGGAGAUCCGAGAACAAAUGAGGAGGAAGUGGAAAACCAAAAACAACAAAAAGAGAGAAACGAACCACCAGAGCAGGGGGACUUGGAAACCUCUAAUAAAGAGGACAGGAAUAAUCAAAACGGUCCAAAUAAAACAGAUGAGGACGGAGAAGCACUCUCAGAAAAUAAAGAAAACUCGGAUAUGCAAGGAGGCAACAUGAAAGGACAAGAAAACUUUCAAGCCCCCGGAAUUGAACUGAGAGAAAACCAGGACCAACAGUCCCAGCUAAACCAAGAAAACAGCAUUGGUAUCAAGGCUGUUGAUCAGGGAAGUGACAAAGCGCAAAAUCAAUGCGAGCAAGACAGCAAAAAUCAAGGGCAAGAGCAUGAAGGAGGAGGCGGUAAAAUUGAAGAAACAACCCCUGGUACAAGCGUCGACCAUGACAGAGCCAAGAAUCUAGCUUCGAACACUGAGCCAGCAAAUAACUCACCAGCUAUGCCACAGCACAAUCCUGGUGAGAACGAAGGGUCUAAAACCUCUGGAUAUGCAGACAUGGAGAGCAAACAAGGAGAUACCAAAGCUAAUGAAAAUGAAGGAAAAGUACAAAAAGAAGAAGAGGAAGAGAUGAAAGAAGACGAAAGAGUGGAAAUUCAAGCCCUUAACAUUCAAGAUCAAGUAAACCAGAGUCAAGAGUGUCAGCAAAAUCAUAAAAGAAAAAGUCUCGGCACUAAAGAAGACCCGAAAAAGCUUCAGUCUCCAGCCAUGAAAGGGAAAAAGGCACCGACAACAUCACAAGGCCAGAUGGACGAGAAGGGGGUUUCGCGACCUGACAUAGAGGAAGAAAAAGAAACUCAGAGAGAAACAAAUGGGAAAGAAGUAGCCGCCAAGAACAGUGCAAUAGAGGAAGAAGAAGUCGAAGGAGUACAAAAGAAAGGAAACCCAGCUGCUCACUCAAAAGAACUACAAGGAAACCUCGGCACCAAAACCAAAGACCAUGACAACGGUGAGACGCAGUCUUCAGAGAGAGAGAAACAAGAGAAUAAAACUGAAGUUAAAAACAGCAGCAAUUAUGGAGGAAAACAAUCGAGUGAAAGCCUUGUUAACAAAGGAAAACAGACGCUGGAGAAUACUAAGGAAAGCACCAAACAGGAGAAAAGCCUUGACCCUAAGAAAGGACCAAGUGGCCAAGUGAAAAAAGAAGAAAAGAAAAAGAACCAAACAGAUCUAAACCCAAACAAAAGUCCUGGUACAAAAGGAAAACCAAUACAGGGGGCGGCAGCCGCGUCAUCGGGAAAGAAUAAGCCUCCAAAACAAAUGGCAAACACUAACCCGAAAAAACCUGGAGUAGCAAGAAAGGCAAAGUAAACCGCCACCUGAGGACGAGGCAGGCCGAAUUAAAAGCUUAAGAGCGACAUAUAUUUAGGAAAGUUUCGUUUUUGCAGAAAUUUCAUGUUCUUUUUUUCUAGUAUGUUGACAUUGACGAAUAUUUCAUCUUAAUAGUUUGUUCCGUUUUCUGGGAAUCCUAUAUGAGAAGAAUUUUGAAUAAAUAGGUAAAUGAAUUUAAUAAUCAAAAACGGAACUUUUAGUUUGAAUUUUAUUCUCUAGUAAUUUGUCCAGCCAUUAAAUUGUUUUCUAAAAUUU